This is a messenger RNA of Durio zibethinus, 1391 nucleotides long. Its product is annotated as kihadalactone A synthase LFS-like. The record is from RefSeq and is a predicted model, not a curated record. NCBI's taxonomy places the organism in Eukaryota, Viridiplantae, Streptophyta, Magnoliopsida, Malvales, Malvaceae.
UCCUUUUUUUUUAUUUUUUUUAUUUUAAUUUUAAAAAACUAUUUUUUUGCCCUUUAGUUUCCUUUCUUUUCCUUCGCCUCUCCUUAAUUUAGAGAUAAUCCAAUUAGGGUUGGCUUACAUGGAAAUGCCGAAAAACAAGUGAGGGUACCAAGACACGGAAGAAGGCUGCGCCAAGAGAAAAAGAGCGAAGAAAAAUGGAGAAUCAGAAGCAAAAUAGAGCCGAAGCUCCUGUGAAAGUGUCAACACUCAAUUGUAUCGAUCUCUCUAAUCCUGAUAUUCACCAAUCCGUCUCUUUACUCAAGCAGGCUUGUUUGGAUUGUGGGUUUUUCUAUGUGGUCAACCAUGGAAUAAGCCAGGAAUUGAUGGAUGAAGUAUUUGCCCAAAGCAAGAACUUUUUUCAUUUGCCAUUAAAUGAGAAAAUGAAAGUUUUGAGGAAUGAAAAACAUAGAGGCUAUACUCCCGUGCAUGAUGAGCUUCUUGACCCUGAUAAUCAAGUGCAUGGAGACUACAAAGAAGGGUAUUACAUAGGUGUGGAAGUACCUGAAGAUGAUCCUGAAGCUGAGAAGCCGUUAUGCGGGCCAAAUGUUUGGCCCGCAGAUGGUGUUUUGCCUGGAUGGAGGCAGACUAUGGAGAAAUUCCAUCAUGAGGCAUUAGAGGUGGGAAAAGUAGUUGCAAGGGUCAUAGCGCUUGCACUUGACCUAGAGGUUGAUUUCUUUGAUAAGGCUGAGAUUCUUGGGAAGCCUUUUGCCAUCCUGCGCUUACUAUACUAUGGAGGUCAAAUUUCUGAUCCCUCAAAAGGAAUAUAUGGGGCUGGAGCACAUUCUGACUUUGGAUUUAUUACACUCUUGGCAACAGAUGAUGUUAUGGGUCUGCAAAUAUGCAAGGAUAAAGAUGCAAAACCUCAGAUAUGGGAGUAUGUGGCACCAAUAAAAGGAGCUUUUAUAGUCAAUCUUGGGGAUAUGCUGGAGCGCUGGAGCAACUGUAUAUUCAAGUCCACUUUACACAGAGUUUUAGGGAAUGGUCAAGAGAGAUAUUCUAUUGCAUACUUUGUGGAACCUAGUCAUGAUUGUCUUGUCGAAUGCCUGCCGACUUGCAAAUCAGAAAAAAAUCCUCCCAAGUUUCCUCCUAUCGGAUUCCGGACAUACCUGAAGCAACGUUACGAGGACACUCAUGCUAAGUUGAGUGCAUACAAUAAACAUCUAACUUGAAGUCCUUACAGAAUAUUUGUGUAGGAAAGGUUGAGCUUGUAAUUUUCAUAAGACAGUGACAUAUCAAUUUGAAUGUGCCAUAUAUCCAACAUUAGAAAGUCCAUUUUACUAUCAUGUAUGUGUAUUGCAAUAAUAGUGUUAUCGUUCGUUCCUAAUAAAGUUAUUGCAUGUUCCAAGAUUCAA